CGCCCCCUGUUCCCCGACCUCCCGGCUGCGCUGCAGCGUCAGCUUCACUCGGCGUCGGUCCUCUCGCCCCGGCGCUCCCGGCUCGUCCGCCUUCCACCUUCUGCCCGGCCUAGGCCGCAGCCCCGGGCCCGCGUCGCGCCGCCCCCUAUGGGCCCCGGCUGAGGCGCCGCCGCCGGCCGUGGAGCCCUGAUGCUGGCCCGGAGGAAGCCGGUGUUACCGGCGCUCACCAUCAACCCUACCAUCGCCGAGGGCCCGUCCCCCACCAGCGAGGGCGCCUCCGAGGCAAACCUGGUGGACCUCCAGAAGAAGCUGGAAGAGCUAGACCUGGAUGAGCAGCAGAGGAAGCGGCUGGAGGCCUUCCUUACCCAGAAGGCUAAGGUCGGUGAGCUCAAGGACGACGACUUUGAGAGGAUCUCAGAGCUGGGUGCCGGCAAUGGCGGAGUGGUCACCAAGGCCCGGCAUAGGCCGUCAGGCCUCAUCAUGGCCAGAAAGCUGAUCCACCUGGAGAUCAAACCGGCCGUGCGCAACCAGAUCAUCCGGGAGCUGCAGGUGCUGCACGAGUGCAACUCGCCCUACAUCGUGGGCUUCUACGGGGCCUUCUACAGCGACGGCGAGAUCAGCAUCUGCAUGGAGCACAUGGAUGGUGGCUCACUGGACCAGGUACUGAAGGAGGCCAAGCGGAUCCCUGAAGACAUCUUGGGGAAGGUCAGCAUUGCGGUGCUCCGGGGCCUGGCAUACCUCCGAGAGAAACACCAGAUCAUGCAUAGAGAUGUGAAGCCCUCCAACAUCCUGGUGAACUCUCGAGGGGAGAUUAAGCUCUGCGACUUCGGGGUGAGCGGCCAGCUGAUCGACUCCAUGGCCAACUCAUUUGUAGGGACGCGCUCCUACAUGUCCCCAGAGCGGCUGCAGGGCACCCACUACUCUGUGCAGUCGGACAUCUGGAGCAUGGGGCUGUCACUGGUGGAGCUGGCCAUCGGGAGGUACCCCAUUCCCCCACCUGAUGCCAAGGAACUAGAGGCCAGCUUUGGCCGGCCAGUGGUGGACGGGGCAGACGGAGAACCCCAUAGUGUCUCCCCGAGGCCCAGGCCCCCUGGACGCCCCAUCAGUGUAGGUCAUGGGAUGGACAGCCGACCGGCCAUGGCCAUCUUUGAGCUGCUGGACUACAUAGUGAAUGAGCCACCUCCCAAGCUGCCCAGUGGUGUGUUCAGCUCAGACUUCCAGGAGUUUGUGAAUAAAUGUCUCAUUAAGAACCCAGCAGAGCGCGCAGAUCUGAAGCUGCUGAUGAACCACGCCUUCAUCAAGCGCUCUGAGGGGGAGGAAGUGGACUUCGCUGGCUGGCUGUGCAGAACCCUGCGGCUGAAGCAGCCCAGCACGCCCACGCGGACUGCAGUGUGACAGCCAUCGCCCAGCAGUCUGUGUCCUUGUCCCUGCCGGCACAGUGGCCGCUGCCUCUGGGGACAGUGAUGCUGUUUGUUGUGGCAGGGGACCUGUGCCCAUGCAUUUGAAAACCAAACAAAAUGGAGAAAGAGAAAGAAAACUGGCUGUGCUCCUGCCCAUUGCUUGUUGUGACCUCACUCAGCAGGUGGAAGAAGGGCUGGCCAAGGGAUGAGGAGACACUGCUCUCCUUACCUCCCUCCCCGGCCCAGCUCCUGCAGUGCACAUGCAGCCUCCUUCCUAGCAGGGGGUGUGGGAGCAGGGAACCCUCUGGGCUCCACAGGCUCCAGGGAGCAUAGCUGACUCAGCAUAGUGCAAAGGCAGUGCCCUGCAUAAGUUCCGGAGGAGACCCCAGUGGAUCUGGGUCAUGGGACUCGAUGAGAGCCUUGCUUGCCACAUCCUGCAGCAACCCCACCAGGGUCCCACCCGUCCCACCAGUCAGUCAAACUCAGCCACAGGGGUCUGUAAGGAAAGCCCUGAGGCCUGUUCCCACAACCUGAAUGAAGAGCAUCCCUGCUGACCCAGAAAUGACACUUGCUUAUACAGACCUGGGCCCAUGCACUGUACAAGUCUGGGGAGUGUCUGCACUUUGCUGUCCCUCUCAGGGAUGACAAGUAUUCCUUUUUCAGGUGCCCCAAGGACGCCACCAUGUGGGGCUUCACAUGCUCCAGCCAG
Molecule: messenger RNA, 2109 nt
Organism: Mus pahari (shrew mouse)
Lineage: Eukaryota; Metazoa; Chordata; Mammalia; Rodentia; Muridae
Gene: Map2k2
Product: mitogen-activated protein kinase kinase 2
Exons: 11
Coding region: 190-1395 (401 amino acids)
Biological process (GO): protein phosphorylation
Molecular function (GO): ATP binding; protein kinase activity
Source: RefSeq, a predicted model, not a curated record